Messenger RNA from Mandrillus leucophaeus (drill), 4283 nucleotides. RefSeq names its product RAS p21 protein activator 3 (gene RASA3). Gene Ontology annotation, molecular function: GTPase activator activity. The coding region runs from base 236 to 2731 and encodes 831 amino acids. The transcript has 23 exons. Lineage: Eukaryota; Metazoa; Chordata; Mammalia; Primates; Cercopithecidae. Gene Ontology annotation, biological process: negative regulation of Ras protein signal transduction; intracellular signal transduction; regulation of GTPase activity. The record is from RefSeq and is a predicted model, not a curated record.
GAGGUUUCAGAGCCGACGCGGGGUGCUGUGUUGGCUGUCUGCGUCAGUCUGCCAGCUGUGAACACACCGCAUGUUUUAGAAACACCGUCCGUGGGAAAAGUGCUCACGAGAACUGUUACUUAUUUGGCUAUUAGGAUGAAACCAGUUUACUUUUCUUUUAAUUCAUUUAUUCAUCCAUGUAUGCAACAAAUAAUUCGGCACUUACUGUAUACCACAGACAGCUUUGUCUUUUUAUAUGAACGUCUCUGUGUAUCAGAAAAAAAGAGAAAACACAUUUCCUCUAAGAGACAGAACAGGCACCUUUGGUGAAGGUGAAGCCAAAAACCUUCCCUCUUACCCGGGGCCAAGCAAGAUGAGGGAUUGCUACUGCACGGUGAACCUGGACCAGGAGGAGGUUUUCAGGACCAAGAUUGUGGAGAAGUCGCUCUGCCCCUUUUACGGAGAAGACUUUUACUGUGAAAUUCCUCGGAGCUUUCGUCACCUGUCCUUCUACAUUUUCGAUAGAGACGUUUUCCGGAGGGAUUCCAUCAUAGGGAAGGUGGCCAUCCAGAAGGAGGACUUGCAGAAGUACCACAACAGGGACACCUGGUUCCAGCUGCAGCACGUGGACGCCGACUCGGAGGUGCAGGGCAAAGUGCACCUGGAGCUGCGGCUGAGCGAGGUCAUCACAGACACUGGGGUCGUCUGCCACAAGCUCGCCACACGCAUCGUCGAGUGCCAGGGCCUCCCCAUCGUGAAUGGGCAGUGCGACCCCUACGCCACCGUGACGCUGGCAGGACCCUUCAGAUCGGAAGCAAAGAAGACGAAAGUAAAGCGGAAGACCAACAACCCCCAGUUCGAUGAAGUGUUUUAUUUUGAGGUGACCCGGCCCUGUAGCUACAGCAAGAAGUCUCACUUUGACUUCGAGGAAGAAGACGUGGACAAGCUCGAAAUCAGAGUUGACCUCUGGAAUGCCAGUAACCUGAAGUUUGGAGAUGAAUUCCUGGGAGAACUAAGGAUCCCGUUGAAAGUCCUGCGGCAGUCCAGCUCCUACGAGGCAUGGUACUUCUUGCAGCCCCGGGACAACGGUAGCAAGAGCCUAAAGCCAGACGACUUGGGCUCCCUGCGGCUGAACGUGGUAUACACGGAAGACCACGUGUUUUCUUCUGACUAUUACAGCCCUCUGCGGGACCUGCUGUUGAAGUCUGCGGACGUGGAGCCCGUGUCAGCAUCCGCGGCCCACAUCCUGGGUGAGGUUUGCCGGGAGAAGCAGGAGGCGGCUGUCCCACUGGUGCGGCUCUUGCUGCACUACGGCAGGGUGGUGCCCUUCAUCAGUGCCAUCGCCAGCGCGGAGGUGAAGCGGACCCAGGACCCCAACACCAUCUUCCGAGGAAACUCGCUGGCGUCCAAGUGCAUCGACGAGACCAUGAAGCUGGCGGGGAUGCAUUACCUGCACGUCACCCUGAAGCCCGCCAUCGAGGAGAUAUGCCAGAGCCACAAACCCUGUGAAAUAGACCCUGUGAAGCUGAAAGAUGGAGAAAACCUUGAAAACAACAUGGAGAACCUACGGCAGUACGUGGACCGCGUCUUCCACGCCAUCACCGAGUCCGGGGUGAGCUGCCCGACCGUCAUGUGCGACAUAUUCUUCUCACUCCGGGAGGCGGCGGCCAAGCGCUUCCAGGGUGACCCGGACGUCAGGUACACCGCAGUGAGCAGCUUCAUCUUCCUGAGGUUCUUUGCGCCUGCCAUUCUCUCCCCCAACCUCUUCCAGCUCACGCCGCACCACACGGUGAGUGACUGGCUGAGGGACCGAGGCUUUCUGAGCUGUCCUGGGACUGCGAGUUUUAAGGAGUCCUACAUGGCUACAUUUUAUGAAUUCUUCAAUGAGCAGAAAUACGCUGAUGCGGUGAAGAACUUCUUGGAUCUGAUUUCGUCCUCGGGGAGAAGAGAUCCCAAGAGUGUCGAGCAGCCCAUCCUGCUUAAAGAAGGGCUCAUGAUCAAGAGGGCGCAAGGACGGAAGCGCUUUGGGAUGAAGAAUUUUAAGAAGAGAUGGUUUCGCUUGACCAACCAUGAAUUUACCUACCACAAAAGCAAAGGGGACCAGCCUCUCUACAGCAUUCCCAUCGAGAACAUCCUGGCCGUGGAGAAGCUAGAGGAGGAGUCUUUCAAAAUGAAAAACAUGUUCCAGGUCAUCCAGCCGGAGCGCGCGCUGUACAUCCAGGCCAACAACUGCGUGGAGGCCAAGGACUGGAUCGACAUCCUCACCAAAGUGAGCCAGUGCAACCAGAAGCGCCUCACUGUCUACCACCCGUCCGCCUACCUGAGCGGCCACUGGCUGUGCUGUAGGGCGCCCUCGGACUCGGCUCCAGGCUGCUCGCCCUGCACCGGCGGCCUCCCAGCCAACAUCCAGCUGGACAUUGAUGGGGACCGUGAGACAGAGCGUAUCUACUCCCUCUUCAACUCGUACAUGAGCAAGCUGGAGAAGAUGCAGGAGGCCUGUGGGAGCAAAUCCGUGUACGACGGCCCGGAGCAGGAGGAGUAUUCGACGUUCGUCAUUGACGACCCCCAGGAGACUUACAAGACACUGAAGCAGAUCAUCGCUGGCGUCGGGGCUUUGGAGCAGGAGCACGCCCAGUAUAAGAGGGACAAGUUCAAGAAGACGAAAUAUGGAAGCCAGGAGCACCCCAUCGGAGACAAGAGCUUCCAGAACUACAUCCGGCAGCAGUCCGAGACCUCCACUCAUUCCAUUUAAAGUCUGCGGGACGCGCCCCGUGGCGCCAGUGAGCUGCCCGUGCAGAGCCACAGCCUUUGGGAGGGAGAAGAGAAGGAAAAGCACAGAGCCAGCACAUGAGACGCAGCCGCCCGGCCUAUGGACAAGUGGCGCUGGGGCUUCCCUCUCCAGAACCGCCGCCACUGCUGCCACACCCCCCGCAGAAAGCCCACGUGGCCUGGUGGACUGUGUCGUCCUUCGGUUCUGUGCUUUUGGCUCUUCGUUUGUGGGGUUCUGGGGAUCAGCUGAAGGAUCAGGAAGUGGGGGCUGUGCUCUAGCCGCAGCCGGCCUCAGGGAGCCGUGGCCCGUCCAGUCGGCUGUGACCUGCACCUCCGGCCGUGUGUGCGUCUGUCUCACGGUGUCACGUGCACGUCUGUCUUGCGUGCACGGUGUGUGUGGCACUGGGCUCUGUGGCUCUGUGCCCGGGGGGACUGCUGGCCCCGUCUUGGCUUUCGGCUUCAUCACAUCGGGACGUUCAGAGCAUUACUCUCCCACUGUGCCUGCUGUCCAGGCGGCGUGGGAGGCGGCCUCCCUGUUCACUUUUGAGGUUCGUUUGAUUCCUGGCUGAAGAGUCAGUUUUGUGGCUGGGAGGUGCAGAACUACACAGAAAUCCCUGUCUGAGGCUGUCCUUGGUGCUUGGGGGAUACGGGUUCUGUCCACAGAGUCCCUUGGAGGGAAAAGCGUGGGCUCCAGCUUCUCCAGGUGUCUGCUGAGUCCACAGUUGAAGCCCCCAUUGUUUUGCUGUUCAGUGGGGUUUAAAAUCAGAAUUAACAUUUGCCACCCCCCGUGGAAGUUUGACGAUUUUUAAAACAGAAAUGUGCAUUUUUCAAGCUGUUUUUCUUUAUGUUUUUUAAGGACCAUUUUUAAUUAGCUCUUUGAUACAAAGUAACUCAGAACGUCAAAACCUAUACCCACUAAAGGGAAGGCUGCCGGGAAGGCAGAUGGAACAGGAACGGAGCCUGUCUCAGGAAGGCCAGCUGCAGGUCCUCAAGAAAAUCAAAGAAGGGAAGACAUUCUGAGUUUGAGGUACAGGGGCUUCAGGGGUGAGACGUCCCUCCAGGGCCCGUGGCCAGUAUUGCACCUGCGUCAUGAACCCCCAGAUGCUGUGCAGGGCAGGGGCGGGGCUGCUGUUUUAUUGGGGAGGGGAGCAUCCUAAAAAUGGGGUCCAGGCAGACCCCUCCAGACCUCACACCGCCGAGGAGGCCUUUGCCACAGGGCGUCCUCCCGGGAUGCAGAUGGCAGGUGUGUGGGAAGCGCCGUUUGAAUACACAGCACGACAUAUCCUUGUACUGACUUCUCCCGGUUCUUGUUUGAAAAUACUGUAGUUCAGACUCUUAAUCUCCAUGGCAGAUAUGAACUUUGUUGUCACAAAACUAGUGGAGGAAAAUGUUGUAAAAAUAGACUUUUGGACACACAGCUGUUGGGGCUGCAAUUUUUACCUUGGAUUUAUAACUUAACGUUUCUGUUUAUAAAAUACUAGUGAUUUGCAAUGUAUUUUACUGGCCAAUUAAAACAGAUGUUUUAUUCUUUCUGA